AUGGCUGCUGUAACGGUGCGCAAUGACCGACGAAUCAUUCUCCACCUGGACUAUGACUGCUUCUACGCGUCCGUAUUCGAGGUCGAGCAGCCGGCCCUCAAGUCAUUGCCGCUGGCUGUUCAGCAGAAGCAAAUCGUGGUGACCUGCAACUACGAGGCUCGUCGGCGAGGUCUGCAUAAGCUCCAGUUGAUCAAAGAUGCCAAGCGCAUCUGCCCCGAUGUGGUCAUCGUGCUGGGCGAGGAUCUAACCAAAUUUCGGGACGCGUCCAAGUCGCUCUAUCUCUUUACGCGGAGCCUCAUCUGGGGCGGGCGUGUGGAGCGGCUGGGCUUUGACGAGCUUUUUCUCGACGUCACAGACAUGAUCGAAUACAAUGUGGAGAUCUUGAAUCCGAAUAACCCAACGACAGCAUUCUUCCAUCUAGAUCGCAGCGACCCGACAGUGGGAUUCGCCUUCGAUACCACCCGGUAUCUGGGGGAAACCUAUCCUUCUACAACCACCGACUCGAGCGGGACGCCGGGGAACUUACCCUCGCUGGAUAUGAAGCUGCUAGUGGCGUCUCAUCUACUGGGGUAUUUGCGCGGCCGACUGGAACACGACAAGGGUUUUACAGCUACGGGCGGGGUUUCGACGUCCAAGUUGCUCGCUAAGUUAGUCGGCAGCGUUCACAAACCCAACAGCCAGACGACGCUUCUGCCCCCGUACACUGCCCCCGAUCAUGCCACCGCCAGCAACGUGACUCUAUUUCUGGAUGACCAUGAGAUCCGUCAGAUCCCAGGGAUCGGAUCCCGGCUCGCCCAGAAGCUGCGAACACGUGUGGUCGGGCCGAACGCGGGGGACGAGAAGGAGGAGAACGACCAGAAGCUCACGGUCCGGGACGUCCGUCAAUUCCCUGGCAUGGGUGUGCCUCUGCUUGAGAAAACCCUCGGUGGGCCUGGUGCACCCAAAGGCAUCGGCCUAAAGGUUUGGAAUAUCCUGCACGGGGUGGACAAUACCGACGUGCGAGAGGCGCGCGACCUGCCGACCCAGAUCAGCAUUGAGGACUCAUACGGGCGCGGGCGUCUGGACAGUGUGGAAAGCGUCCGCCGCGAGCUAGUGGUGCUAGCACGGAGUCUGCUUCGGCGCAUGAGGACGGAUCUGCUUGACCGGAUGGACCCGGAUGAGCCGCAGCGCCGAUGGUUGGCUCAUCCGCGCACCGUCCGAUUGUCGACAAGGCCUCGGAAUCUCCCAGAAACCGAUGGGGUGCGGACGUACAAUGCCAACCGCAUCUCCCGGUCGGCGCCGCUACCCAGCUUCAUCUUCCUAGUGGACGAGAGUUUGGAUGCGCUGGCAGAGCGGCUGGUGCAAGAAGUGGUGCUGGGCAUGUUUCGCAAACUCCACCCGGACCGGACAUCGGGGUGGGAUCUGGGAUUGAUCAAUAUCGCGGUGACAAACCUAGUGGAGAGUGCGGGGGACCAGAAACAGAGCAGCGGGCGGGAUAUUGGGAAGAUGUUUCGUCAGCAGGAGGCAGUGCUCCGGGACUGGACAAUACAGGACGACAUGUACACCGAAGCCAAGAAGGAGGGACCCAGCGACGUAGAAACGCAGCAGCCUAAUACUGGGGCUGGUGCAGGGACCGGGUCGAGAGUGGCGGAGGGUAAUGGGGAGUGGCAGGAGGAGGACGAGGACGAGGAGGAAGCGUCAAGACCCUUAACGGUCAUGCUCGAGUGUGCAGAGUGCGGAGCCCUGAUCCCGCAUUUUGCUCGAUUGGCGCAUCAAAUGUACCAUCAGGAAUCUGGAACCACGCGAUAG
This is a messenger RNA of Penicillium macrosclerotiorum, 1788 nucleotides long. RefSeq names its product putative DNA polymerase iota. NCBI's taxonomy places the organism in Eukaryota, Fungi, Ascomycota, Eurotiomycetes, Eurotiales, Aspergillaceae. The transcript has 2 exons. Gene Ontology annotation, biological process: translesion synthesis. The record is from RefSeq and is a predicted model, not a curated record. Gene Ontology annotation, molecular function: damaged DNA binding; DNA-directed DNA polymerase activity. Bases 1 to 1788 code for a protein of 595 amino acids.